Molecule: messenger RNA, 474 nt
Organism: Cucurbita pepo subsp. pepo (vegetable marrow)
Lineage: Eukaryota; Viridiplantae; Streptophyta; Magnoliopsida; Cucurbitales; Cucurbitaceae
Source: RefSeq, a predicted model, not a curated record
AUGAAUGCAGCUGUGCAAAAAAUCAAAGUACGAAUUCAGACUGUUCAGAGCCAACAAAAAAGUUAUGCAGACACAUAUCGUCGGGGCUUAGAGUUCGCCGUUGGAGAUCACGUUUUCCUAAAAGUUGCGCCCAUGACAGGGGUGAUGAGGUUUGGGACGAAGGGCAAGUUGAGUCCAAGAUUUAUCAGUCCUUUCGACUUCCUGGAGAGAGUCGAGCGUGUAGCGUAUAGACUAGCCUUGCCACCUGCUCUAGCCACCAUACACAACUUGUUCCACAUGUCUAUGUUGCGUAAAUACACCCCAAAUCCUUCCUAUGUGAUAGAGUAUGCAAACCUUCCUUUGCAAAGGGACUUACGUUACAAGGAGGAGCCCAUCGGGAUUUUACUUAGAAACAGAAGCUUAGAAACAAGGAGAUUUUACUCGUCAAAGUGGUGUGGAAAAAUCAUCGCGUCGAAGAAGCAACCUGGGAGUUAG